AUGGAUGCGAAGCCCACCAUGCGUCUUCUAAAUUUCAUUCUUCUUCACGUCGCAGUUCCCUCUGCGGGCCCGGCAAUAGGCGUCUGGGGAGACGAGUGGCGGAACUUGCCUGUAGGUACGAUGACUGUCACUGGUGGAACGCGGGACGACUGGGAUACACGGGGCAUGGCAUUGCAGAAAGAGAUCGCGGACAUACGGGCAAGCACUGUGGCAAGUGACGAUGCAAUAAGCUUCUCGGUCACUUACCUCUUCGACGCAGCCAUCGCCUUGUCGAUUUCCAAAGCCGUGCAAAGUUCUAGCACCUCCAUUCCGGAAGACACUUAUGUCACUAUUGACCCUGCCCUCAUAGGGCAAGAUAGGUUCCGCACACCCCAGUACAACAACGUCGGGCAACUCGCCACCGGAGUUUGCUGGGUGCCCAUCAAGAUACCUAUCAAAGUCGGGGAGGAAAAGAACGCCGAGCGCGACCAGCUCAUUCACAUGCUGACGGCAAUCCAGGAACAGUACUCACACUUCGUCUCAAACCCAAACCUGCCGCACCUGAAUGCAGCCGAAACGGGAGGGAUGAACCCAGAAGCCCUUUUGCGUGUAGUAGGGGAGAACAAGAAACCAACAAGCACAAACAUCGGCAGGGUCGAGGACGUCAUCAAGGCGGAUCCAAAGCUAGUGAAGCCGUUGUCCCUCGCCAUCGGCCAUAGGAUAACAUGGAAGCAACCGUAAGUGCAGCGUAAGACAUUUCAGUACUUGACGAGGGGUUUGACAUCGAGCAACAGAAGCUAUCACAUCUGGAACAUCGACUCUGUUAUGCAUCUGCAAGUUCAGGUAAGCAGCAUAGAACAUUUCCCUAACCACAAGGCUGAUCAUCCCUGAUACGCCCAGUUCACGGAUGUCUGGGACGAGUCAGCGAUGAAACGCCAUAUGGCAGAUGUCAAGAGCAGCAUGAUCGCCUUCAUACAGUAGUAGUACCCACCGUGUGUACCAUAGGCGUCCCCCGACUACUACCAUUGUCCCGAUAUCCAUGAACUUCCUCGCGCCAUGAAAAGUGGGAAUGCAAGAAACUCUCCUAGUGUGGACGAA
Molecule: messenger RNA, 1077 nt
Organism: Coniophora puteana RWD-64-598 SS2
Lineage: Eukaryota; Fungi; Basidiomycota; Agaricomycetes; Boletales; Coniophoraceae
Exons: 3
Coding region: 1-720 (239 amino acids)
Source: RefSeq, a predicted model, not a curated record